UCCCCAAUAUCUGUCGUUUUUCUGUCUUGUCUCUUGUGUUGUGUGUGAUUCUGCGCUAAACUUUUGUUGAGAAUAAGUUUUAAAACAGUGUUAAAAGGUGUUUUGACUGUUAGAUUCCUUAAAUUUAAAAUGGAAAGUGACUUAAGUGACGAAGAAUACGAAGAUGGGACUGUUCGCGUGGUAAAAAAACGUAAAGUAGAAAAACGUGCACAAAAAUAUAAAUUUCAAUGGGAAGCCGAUUUCCCUUGGCUAAAGAAGGAUGAAACUAACGAUUUUAAUGCAAAAUGCACAGCGUGUGGUGUUGUUAUUGUUAUCGGAACAGGUGGCGUAGGUCAGAUAAAGCAACAUGAGAAUACUAAUACACACAAAAAAAGAAUGGAAAUUAAAAAAACAUCUGGGCUCUUAAGUAAAUUCCUGACAACUCCAUCUACAUCUAACACUGCAUGUCUCAACAAUAACACUGAGAAUGUUUCAGCGGCUGAGCUUGCCUUGACAUAUCAUGCUAUAAAACAUAAUCUUUCAUACAACAGUAUGGAUUGUCUAGUGAAAUUAAAUAAAAUUAUCUACGUUGACUCAAGCACAGCCACCAGCAUACGGUUAGGCCGAACAAAAAUGGAAGCUUUAGUGACUGAGGUGUUGGGGCCAUAUUCUCUUCAGGGUGUUGUGGAUGAUUUAAAAAAUGAAGACCAGUACUUCAGCCUUCAAACAGAUGCCUCUAAUAAAAAAAAUAUUAAGCUUUUUCCACUUGUUGUGCAAUAUUUUUCUGCAAAGAAUGGUCUUCAAACUAAGUUGCUGGAUUUCUAUGAAAAUAUUAAUGAAAGUGCAGAUGGCAUGUUUAGUUCUAUAAAGGAGUCAUUAGCAAACCUGGAUUUGACUUUUGAGAAUGUUUCUGGAUUUAGUGCUGAUAACACAAAUGCAAACUUUGGUGCUCGACAUUCUUUAUUUACUAAUAUUAGAGAGGAGGUCCCUGAUGUAUUAAAAGGCAAUUGCCAUGCACAUAUUAUUCACAACUGUGUAAAGCGUGCCAUGGAUUUCCUGUCUUAUGAUAUAGAAAACGUGAUUUUAAAAAUCUACAGUCACUUUGCUCAUUCAGCAGUUAGGAGAGAAGACUUAAAAAAAUUUGUUGAAGCUGCUGAUGGUUAA
Messenger RNA from Cydia amplana, 1143 nucleotides. RefSeq lists its product as uncharacterized. Bases 130 to 1143 code for a protein of 337 amino acids. The record is from RefSeq and is a predicted model, not a curated record. NCBI's taxonomy places the organism in Eukaryota, Metazoa, Arthropoda, Insecta, Lepidoptera, Tortricidae. The transcript is spliced from 3 exons.